AGGACGGCUUCACUCUGAGCUUCGACUGCAGACCGGUCAACAUGUCUUCGGGCUGGUCAGGGAACGACCACAGGAGUUACACGAACCUCCCCGCAGGUGGAGUGAAGCGACCGAGAGCGGAGUCCAUGAACAGGGUGACUGUGGUUCUCGGCGCUCAGUGGGGAGACGAAGGCAAAGGGAAAGUGGUCGAUUUACUGGCUACGGAGUCUGACAUCGUCUGCAGAUGCCAGGGGGGAAACAAUGCAGGCCACACAGUGGUGGUGGAAGGGACAGAGUAUGACUUCCAUCUCCUUCCUAGUGGCAUCAUCAAUACCAAAUGCAUCUCGCUCAUUGGUAAUGGCGUAGUCAUUCACCUUCCUGGCCUGUUUGAAGAGAUUGACAAAAAUGAGAAAAAAGGCUUGAAAGGAUGGGAGAAAAGACUCAUCAUUUCUGAUAGAGCUCACAUAGUGUUUGACUUCCAUCAGGCUGUGGAUGGAAUGCAAGAAGUCCAGAGACAAGCACAGGAAGGCAAAAACAUAGGAACAACCAAGAAAGGCAUUGGACCUGCUUACUCCUGCAAGGCCUCUCGCACUGGACUUCGCAUCUGUGACCUGCUGGCAGAUUUCAAAGAGUUUUCUGCCAGGUUCAAAAACCUUGCACAGCAGUUCCAGUCCAUGUACCCAGCUCUUAAAAUCGAUAUUGACGGUGAGCUGAAAAAACUGAAGGACUAUGCAGACAGAAUAAGACCCAUGGUGAGGGACGGUGUAUAUUUCAUGUAUGAUGCAAUUAAUGGACCCCCGAAGAAGAUCCUUGUAGAGGGUGCAAAUGCUGCCCUCCUAGACAUUGACUUUGGAACUUAUCCAUUUGUGACAUCAUCCAACUGCACCGUUGGUGGAGUGUGUACUGGGCUUGGCAUCCCCCCCACAAACAUUGGAGAUGUGUAUGGAGUGUCGAAAGCCUACACGACUAGAGUGGGCAUUGGGGCCUUCCCAACAGAACAGCUCAAUGCUAUAGGGGAGCUGUUACAGACACGAGGUCAUGAAGUGGGUGUUACCACUGGGAGGAAGAGACGCUGUGGUUGGCUAGACUUGGUCAUCCUCAGAUAUGCGCACAUGAUCAAUGGAUUCACAGCUAUUGCUUUAACUAAGCUGGACAUCCUUGAUGUACUUGAUGAGAUUAAAGUGGGUGUUGCCUACAAACUGAAUGGCAAAAGAAUUCCCCAUUUCCCAGCUAACAUGGAGGUCCUACAGAAAGUCGAAGUAGAGUAUGAGACUUUCCCUGGCUGGAAAACUGACACCUCAGCAGCCAGGAAAUGGAAUGACCUCCCUCCCAAAGCCCAGAAUUACAUCCGCUUUGUGGAGAACCACAUUGGUGUUCCUAUUAAGUGGGUGGGCGUUGGCAAGUCUAGAGAAUGCAUGAUACAGAUGUUCUAGAGUGUCUGCCUCCACUGACAUCAAGAACAUCUAUCAACGUGCAUCACCUCUCAGGAAAAUUGCUGGCCAUCUCACUAAUGUCACAGCCACAGGACUGGCAUUCACAAAUGCUCUGUGUAGACAUGAGACUUACGGUUGAGCAUCAGAACAGUGAGAUUUUGUCUAAGUAGUUGACAUUAAUUGACUGAGUUGACAUGUUUGACAAGUAAGCUUUCACUUGAUAAUACACCUUUCUCUUGAUAAGGGUUAAGCUAUCUGACCUCUAAUAGGGGGUUGUGUCCAGGCAUUAUUUUAUUCAAAUAUUGUGCAAUUUUUUUCUUCUUGGAUCAAAGUGAAGGCCGUUUACACAUUAAAUACUUGCGGGUAUGUGUGUCUGUGUAACUGUGUGUGUGUGUGUGUGUGUGUGUAAGAGGCUUGGUGCGGAAUAUCAAACUAUUAAAAACUGCAGUAUUGUCCACCUCUUCUGAAAAUCUUUGAGCUAGAGAUACUGUUGACCCUGUUUCAUGAAAUUUUGCAGUGGUGAUCAUGUGACAUCAUACUGGUUUUCAUUUGCAUUUCAUAUAAAGUUAAACUACUGACGAUUUGUUGUGUUGUAUCAUGUCAGCUCUGACUUUUGUGAAUCACAUUUACUCCCCUUUGAGUGCUACUGCAUGAAAUGGCUUAGUUAAGAGAACAUAAUACGAGAUCAUGUAUGCUGCCUGUUCUAGUUUUUCUUCAUUCAUUUUCCUGACAUUGUUGCUCUUGAAUAAAAGUUUUUUCAGUUUUGUUUCAUAUCAGAUUUUAGGUUAGACAGGACAUCAGUGACGCUGCCUCAGAAAUAGAUACUGACAGAACAUUCUGUUCCGCUGUCCUUUGCCAAGAUUAUCUGAGCUGGUCUGCCACUGGCCCUAAGGAUGGCAGUAAAACACCAGACGCAACUUAAGUCUCUGCCGUCUGAUCAACAGCAACAAGGUGACCCAAAAUAGUGCCACUCGCAGGGAAUCUUGUUUGGAGCAAAGCACAGGAAGAAAUGGAAGAGUCUUACAAAGGUUUCCCCUGGUUUAACAUCGGUGAUUGCAGUCUAAUAAAUCCAGGUCAGGUGUCAGGGGUGAUACUUGCUCACGGUUAAGGAAUCGUUUGAUAAUUACCCUAUGCAGCUUUUCAAAGCAGCAAGAAAUUUGUGCCAUGCAGUUUAAAACGUUACAAAAAUGAAAAAGUCCAGUGUCCAGUAACAAUGGCGUACAUAGGCGACACCAGGUAGUGCAAAUAGAGAAAAAUGCACUCCAUUUGCACCACAGAUCUGUAAGUCAUGUCUUAGGUCGUAACGACUAGCUUAACUAAUGCACAUGUCGCUUUAACGUGACGGUGACAUCAGAAAGCCCCGCCAUGGAAACGUGACGGCAGCCUGCUGUGACUUUAAGUGAAGUAACCAGCACAGGAGAGAGCAAUGUGUACAAGUUAAACUGAAUAAACUAAUUAUCUACA
Molecule: messenger RNA, 2876 nt
Organism: Pygocentrus nattereri (red-bellied piranha)
Lineage: Eukaryota; Metazoa; Chordata; Actinopteri; Characiformes; Serrasalmidae
Gene: adss1
Product: adenylosuccinate synthase 1
Exons: 13
Coding region: 42-1412 (456 amino acids)
Biological process (GO): 'de novo' AMP biosynthetic process; IMP metabolic process
Cellular component (GO): cytoplasm
Molecular function (GO): GTP binding; adenylosuccinate synthase activity
Source: RefSeq, a predicted model, not a curated record